Ostrinia nubilalis (European corn borer) is the source of this 3275-nucleotide messenger RNA. It is a transcript of the gene SrpRalpha, whose product is annotated as signal recognition particle receptor subunit alpha homolog. NCBI's taxonomy places the organism in Eukaryota, Metazoa, Arthropoda, Insecta, Lepidoptera, Crambidae. Gene Ontology annotation, molecular function: ATP hydrolysis activity; GTP binding; GTPase activity. The record is from RefSeq and is a predicted model, not a curated record. The transcript is spliced from 11 exons. The coding region runs from base 110 to 1954 and encodes 614 amino acids. Gene Ontology annotation, biological process: SRP-dependent cotranslational protein targeting to membrane; intracellular protein transport. Gene Ontology annotation, cellular component: endoplasmic reticulum membrane; signal recognition particle receptor complex.
AACGACUGUUUUGUGAGGUGUCAAUUUUAUGUCAAAUACACAUUUCUACGUCGAUGAAAUAGUUGCGAAGAUUUUAGUCAGUAAAAGUGAUUUUGCAUUAUUAUAAAAAAUGUUGGACUUAUUCAGUAUCUUCAGUAAGGGGGGCAUAGUCCUAUGGUGUUUUCAAAGUACGAGCGAGAUUUUUACGCCAUCAGUGAAUGCACUAAUUCGCAGUGUGAUCUUACAAGAGCGCACGGGGAAUAACUCUUUCAACCAUAAUGCCCUUACGCUGCAGUAUAAGCUCGAUAACGAGUUUGAGCUGGUAUUCGUGGUCGCGUACCAGCGUAUUCUGCAGCUGUCGUACGUGGAUAAGUUUCUGAAUGACGUGCACCUGGAGUUUAGAGACAAGUACAAGAAUGAUCUCCAAGGUGGCGGCGGCAGUAUAUUUGUUGACUACGAUUUUAAGUCAUCAUUUGACAAAAUCUUGAAGGGAUGUGAAGUAUGGGCCAAAUCGCAAGCUAAGAUUCCAAAACAAAUGAGAACAUUCGAAGACUCUCAAAAGUCGAAAAAGACUGUUGCUUCUAUGAUUGAACGUAAGGGAGAAGAAAAGAGUACUAAGAAGUCAGUGAAAAUAGUAGAAAAUAAGAAUAUGACCAAUGGAAAGGUGGAGGAGUCUCCUGAAAUAGAAGAUGAUGUGAUUGCUGCCAACAGGGCUAAACUGGCCCAGAAACUUGCCUCGAAGGGCGUCAAGAAAGAUGUCAAGAAGUCCCCCAAGAGCCCCAAGAACGAAGAUCGCGUGAAACAACCCCGAGUGUGGGCGUUGGGCGGCGGCGCGCGCGACCUGCCCACGCUCGACUUCAGCACCGACAAGCCCGAGGACGCCGACGUCACCGCCGACACGCAGUUGAUCGGCAAGAUGACCGGCGCCAUCCGCGACCUGGAAGUGGAAUCCGACGAAAGCUCCAGCGAGGAGGAGGAGACGACCGAUGCGCAGCCCAGCCCCAAGAAGUCUGGGGGAAUGUUCAGUAUCUUUAAGGGCCUGGUGGGGUCCAAGGCGCUUACGGAAGAAUCGAUGCGUCCGGCGCUGGACAAGAUGCGCGACCAUCUCAUCGGCAAGAACGUGGCCGCUGACAUUGCCAACAAACUCUGCGACUCUGUUGCUGCCAAGCUUGAAGGCAAGGUGCUCGGCACGUUCGACAGCGUGGCCAAGACGGUGAAGGCGACGCUACACGAGGCGCUGGUGCAGCUGCUGUCCCCCAAGCGGCGCGUGGACAUCCUGCGCGACUGCCUGCACGCGCAGCAGGCCCAGCGGCCCUACGUCAUGGCCUUCUGCGGGGUAAACGGCGUCGGCAAGUCCACCAACUUAGCCAAGAUCUGUUUCUGGCUGAUCGAAAACGACAUGUCUGUGCUGAUCGCUGCCUGCGAUACUUUCCGCGCGGGUGCGGUCGAACAACUGAGGACUCACACGCGACAUCUUAACGCGCUGCACCCCGAGUCGAGACACAAUGGACGCAAGAUGGUGCAUCUGUAUGAGAAGGGAUACGGCAAGGACGCGGCGGGCAUCGCCAUGGAAGCCAUCCGGUACGCGGCGGAGUCGCGCAUCGACGUGGUGCUGGUGGACACGGCCGGCCGCAUGCAGGACAACGAGCCGCUCAUGCGCGCGCUCGCCAAGCUCAUCAAGGUGAACGAACCAGACAUGGUUCUCUUCGUCGGCGAAGCCUUAGUCGGCAACGAGGCUGUGGACCAGCUCGUGAAGUUCAACCAGGCGCUCGCAGACCACUCCUCGUCCACCAACCCUCACAUGAUCGACGGCAUAGUGCUGACCAAGUUCGACACCAUUGACGACAAAGUCGGCGCCGCGAUAUCGAUGACGUACAUCACUGGCCAGCCCAUAGUGUUCGUGGGAACGGGACAAACGUACACAGAUUUGAAAGCGCUGAACGCUAAUGCGGUCGUGCACGCUCUUAUGAAGUAAUCUGGUAAGAAGUCAUGUUCUAUGCUCGUGUUGAUAAAUCGAUAUGACUUUUGAGUUGGUUGCUUUGAAAUAUUGCAACUGACUAAGCCAAUAUUAGAAGUUGAAGAACUUAUUUUGUUUAGCCAUCUAAAACAGACUUAAAGAAUCGGUCUUAAGUUAUGGAGCUUUUAUAGGUCUGUUGAUCUUUUUGCCCUACCAGAAUUCAGUGAAAUAUUUCUGAUAUCGAUUUAUGGGGACGGGGUUUGAUAGAUAUAUUAAUACAGUUACAAGAUAAUCUUAAUACCUACAGUAAAGUCGCAAAGGUGUGUUGUUGUAGACAGUACCAAUAUCUUUAUACUCUUUCUAUAUUUAUCAAUAAUCUGCUCUUGUUUUUUCAACUUGAUUCUCUUCCUAUAUUGAUAUUUCUUCUUCCUAUCCGAUGUACUGUCUAUAACUGCACAUACGAUAAGUACGUAUUAUAAAAUAUGGAAGUACAUUGAAGUGAUAAAUAUAUAGAUAAAUAUUAUAAUAUGAACAACAUUUUUCUUGUAUUAUGCAUAUUCAUCUAUAGAAACAAGUUAUUCAGACGAAACAGGAGUAAUAGUUGUUAUAUUGCAUUCUAUGCAUUGGUUUAUGGAUAUUUAAAUAAAGUUUUUAUUAUUACAGAAAUUAUGAAUUGUUAUUAAUAAUAAAAUGGUUUUACAUUGAUUUAAAAAAUAAGCUAGCAAAGAAAUUUAAUUGUGACCAAUAUACUAAUUCCAUUUAUAAGUAGCAAAGUUCGUUUAAAUAAAUAAAUAAAUGUAUUCUUUAUUUUUACAAUAAAUAAAAGUUUAUUUUUAAUAUCUUUUUUGGUUUUAUUCGGGUGAAGUUACAGGGUUAUGUUUGAUAUAUUUUAUAGUUGUGUUGGAUUUAAUCUUGUUGUGUUUAUGUUAUUGGUAAAAUAGAGGUGUUAUACGCGUUAUUAGUAUACAGCAUGUGCUAUAUUUAGUUUAGUUAAUAGGUAAUUCCGACGUUAAUAUAUUAGAGGUAGAUGCAAAGCGCGGUGUGGUCACGGACGUGCCUUGUCUCGCUCUACUUGAGCAGACUAAAUUAUACCGGCCAAAGAUUCGAUCACUGCCUGACGUAUCUAGAAAAAAUUUAGCAAAUUGUUUAUAAACGCUUUACACGCCAGUGUUUCUAAACAUUUAUACAAAACCACCAAUGUGUUUCACCAACAUUUGCAAUAGAGAAACACUGGAAAUUAUCAGCUGUACAAUAAUUGAUGUUUUCCAGUAGACUGUGAUGUUUAUAUCAGUUUUGUACAUUAUUAUCAGAAAUUAAUAAAUUAUGAAAACGCCAUGAU